Messenger RNA from Polypterus senegalus (gray bichir), 765 nucleotides. Its product is annotated as zona pellucida sperm-binding protein 4-like. The record is from RefSeq and is a predicted model, not a curated record. Gene Ontology annotation, molecular function: structural constituent of egg coat; acrosin binding. The transcript has 6 exons. Lineage: Eukaryota; Metazoa; Chordata; Cladistia; Polypteriformes; Polypteridae. Gene Ontology annotation, cellular component: egg coat. The annotation marks the transcript as partial. Gene Ontology annotation, biological process: binding of sperm to zona pellucida; prevention of polyspermy.
CGCGUUCUUGAGUUCAUGUCAUAUUCCUGUUUGGCGCAUUCGCAGCAUGGCGCGUUUGGGUUGCUGGUGUUUUUUCCGGUUGGCAGUGUGGGUGUUGGGCGCUCAUUUUGUCUGUGCAGCGUUUGGGGCUGUGACUAAGAAAUGCGAUGAGGACAAGGCGAUGACGCUGUCGUUUGAUGGCACUCCGGCAGUUUUUCUCCAGAAGACGAGAGGCGGGCUGGUAAAGGUGACCAAAGAUCUCCCAGGAGUCGUCCUCCAUUUAAUCUCUGGUCGCAUCACACUAACGGUCCCCUUUUCUUCAUCGUACGCUCACGUUUCUGAACAGGGCUCCCAGUACGUCGUAACCAUUGCCGUUGGAUCUCGAACAAAUGUGAAAACCUUCACAUGCCCUAAACCAGCUCGCCGAUCUGGGAGUGUUGCUGAGAGAUGCACAGUGGCAGAUAGUGAGAAGCUCCCUUGUGGAGGGUCUUCAUCCUCACUCAAGCAGACUUGCACCCUGGAUGGCCAGUUUGUGGUGGUGGUGUCUGAGAAAGUGACCCUUCCUUCCCUGGAUCUCGGGUCAAUCCAGUUGGUGGACAGCAGUUCCCCCAACUGCAGCCCUGUGACCAGCCUGUCCAGCUUUGUCCUGUACCAGUUUCCAGUCAGUGCCUGUGGCAGCACAGUUCAGCUUUCUGGUGGCAAUGUGACUUACCAGAACACCAUGUCUGCUGCCAUCACUGUGAGGAGUGGUCCAGAGGGCUCCAUCACCAGGGACAGUGUCUACAA